Lodderomyces elongisporus is the source of this 2484-nucleotide messenger RNA. RefSeq lists its product as uncharacterized. The record is from RefSeq and is a predicted model, not a curated record. Lineage: Eukaryota; Fungi; Ascomycota; Pichiomycetes; Serinales; Debaryomycetaceae. Bases 1 to 2484 code for a protein of 827 amino acids. The transcript has a single exon.
AUGCCCUUUUUUAAUAAAUGUUUUCAAAAUGUCUUUGCAAAGGAUUCCGAACCCGCCAAACCCAAGGUUCGGUUUUUACUUCCAGGGGAGUCAUCAGGCUCACCAAUCUUAGAACCCAGCUCAGUCUAUAGGGACUCCAGGUAUCUAAGAAAAGCUGGAACUGAAACUUAUGGCGAGAUUUUUCAGAAUAAGCUGGAUUACACAGAGCCAUCAACCGGAAUACCAUUAAUUAGAAGGCGCGCUUUAGAAGCUGAGAAUGCAAAGCAACCACCAAAGAACAGCCCUCCGCAUUUCUCUCCACCAAAGUCGAUCUUUGUACGCAUUGCGGAGGAUCCACGUGUUUUUCCCGAUGAUUUUAUGGAUAUGCUGGAUGGCACAGAAGUAUCAGUUGCGUCAGAAUCAGUUGUUUUGCAAAAUGCAGAGUCAAGUUUGAUCUAUGAUAAACUUAGAGGUCCAGUAAAUAUUGGAAUUGAUUUUUCCUCCGAGAGUCGCCAGACAAGGAGGGAGGAUAUAAUUACGGAAUCUGACACAGUAACAAUCCUGAGGAGUGCUUCCCAAGUAGAGGAGGCAUCCAAUAACAGCUUCACCUCGCCCUAUGACAGUCCAAGCCAACUUCAAUUUCAUGUUGCUAAUGAAACCACAGAUGGAAACGCGGAUGUACCAUGUACAUCUGCCUUAUCAGAAUUUGAGUCUAGCUCGGUGUAUGAUGAUGAAAUCAUUCCGAGAGAGGCUCCAUAUCAUGUUGCUAUUAAAACCACAGAUGGAAACGCGGAUGUACCAUGUACAUCUGCCUUAUCAGAAUUUGAGUCUAGCUCGGUGUAUGAUGAUGAAAUCAUUCCGAGAGAGGCUCCAUAUCAUGUUGCUAUUAAAACCACAGAUGGAAACGCGGAUGUACCAUGUACAUCUGCCUUAUCAGAAUUUGAGUCUAGCUCGGUGUAUGAUGAUGAAAUCAUUCCGAGAGAGGCUCCAUAUCAUGUUGCUAUUAAAACCACAGAUGGAAACGCGGAUGUACCAUGUACAUCUGCCUUAUCAGAAUUUGAGUCUAGCUCGGUGUAUGAUGAUGAAAUCAUUCCGAGAGAGGCUCCAUAUCAUGUUGCUAUUAAAACCACAGAUGGAAACGCGGAUGUACCAUGUACAUCUGCCUUAUCAGAAUUUGAGUCUAGCUCGGUGUAUGAUGAUGAAAUCAUUCCGAGAGAGGCUCCAUAUCAUGUUGCUAUUAAAACCACAGAUGGAAACGCGGAUGUACCAUGUACAUCUGCCUUAUCAGAAUUUGAGUCUAGCUCGGUGUAUGAUGAUGAAAUCAUUCCGAGAGAGGCUCCAUAUCAUGUUGCUAUUAAAACCACAGAUGGAAACGCGGAUGUACCAUGUACAUCUGCCUUAUCAGAAUUUGAGUCUAGCUCGGUGUAUGAUGAUGAAAUCAUUCCGAGAGAGGCUCCAUAUCAUGUUGCUAUUAAAACCACAGAUGGAAACGCGGAUGUACCAUGUACAUCUGCCUUAUCAGAAUUUGAGUCUAGCUCGGUGUAUGAUGAUGAAAUCAUUCCGAGAGAGGCUCCAUAUCAUGUUGCUAUUGAAACCACAGAUGGAAACACGGAUGUACCGUAUACAUCUUUUAUACCAGAAUUAGAGUCUAGCUCGCCCUAUGACGUUCCAAGCGCAUUUCCAUUUCAUGUUGCUAUUGAAACCAUAGAUGGAAACGCGGAUAUACCGUAUACAUCUGUCUUACUGGUAUCAGCCCCCUUGUCAGAUGCUGUGAGCUCAGUUGAAAGAACCAAUUGGAAUAACCAAAACUCAGAGGACUGCGAUUUUGUUUCUGUGGAUAUUAGGAUUCCAGAGGAAAACGAUUCCUGUAUGAAUCAAUUAAAGGAGCCUAAAAAGAGUAGGAUACCACUGUUCAAAUUGUUUGCACGGCUCAAGAAGAGCAGAAAGACUCUGUUUAAACCGUUUUCAUGGUUCAAGAAGAGCAAAACGACUCUGUUCAAACCGUUUGCAUGGCUAAAGAAACGGGCAGAAAAGAAGGAGUUAAUAGAAAAAGUUGUUUUGGCUGAAAGUGAUGAUCAACAACAACAACAACAACAACAACUGCUGCUAAAAGAACAACAACAACAACAACAACAACAACAACAACAACAACUGCUGCUAAAAGAACUACAACAACAACAACAACAGCUACAACAACAACUACAACAACAACUACAACAACAACAACAACUAUUACAACAACAACAACAACAACAACAACUAUUACAACAACAACUACUAUUACAACAACAACAACAACAACUAUUACAACAACAACAACAACAACAACAACUACAACAACAACAACAACAACUACAACAACAACAACAACAGCUACAACAACUAUUACAACAACAACAACAACAACAACUAUUACAACAACAACUACAACAACAACAACAACAACUACUACUACUAUUACAACAACAACAACCGUCGCUACCUCAACCAUUUGAACUAGUGUGA